AUGCAAUUAUACAGAACUGCUGUGAGUUAUGACGAACAUAUGAGUAGCCAUUUUCACUCAUGGAAAGAAGAUUUCACGGAAAAACCAGAGAGGUUCACUGAGACGAUAAAAAGAUGUAAAAAAUAUGGUCUUCUAGAGAGGUGUAAAUUUGUACCUUCUAGACUAGCGACAGAAGAAGAUAUGAGGGUUUAUCAUACCAAAGAAUUAAUAGAUAUCUUAGAAAAAUCUCAAUUCCUGCCAUUAGAAGAAAUGAGAAAGUUAUCUAGACUGUAUGACUACCUCUACUUUCAUAAGGAUAUAUAUACCAAUGCAAGACUUGCACUAGGAUGUACAAUAGAUUUAGUGGAACAGGUUGUAACAGGAAAGGUUUUGAAUGGGUUUGCGAUUGUUAGGCCCCCUGGUCAUCAUGCAAUGAGUAAUGAGUUCAAUGGUUACUGCUAUUUAAAUAAUGUGGCUACAGCAGCCAAAAUAGCUAUAAAAAGGCAUGGUUUGAAAAGGAUUUUGAUACUUGACUGGGAUGUUCAUCAUGGUCAGGGAAUACAGUAUUGUUUUUAUGAUAACCCAAAUGUGUUAUAUAUCUCCAUACAUAAAUAUUUAGAUGGGAAGGAAUGGCCAUAUUUACGAGAGUCAGAUUAUGACCAUACUGGUGAAGGGACUGGAGUUGGAUUCAAUGUUAAUAUACCUUUAAAUGUGAUAGGUUGUGGUAACUGUGAUUACAUGGCUGUGUUUCAUCAGAUUAUUUUACCAAUAGCUUAUGAGUUUGAUCCAGAGUUAGUAAUAGUAUCAGCUGGCUUUGAUGCUGCAUUAGGUUGUCCAGAGGGUGAGAUGGAAGUUACACCUGUAUGUUUUGCUCAUUUUGUUAAUUUAUUUUCAUCGUUGGCUGGUGGAAAACUUUGUCUAGUAUUGGAGGGAGGUUACUGCAUAGACACAUUAGCUGAAGGUGUAGCCUUGUCAUUAAAGACGUUGCUUGGAGAUCCUUGUCCAUUGUUAGAACCAUUAGGAAGUCCACAUCCAAGGACUAGAGAAUCAAUAUUAAAUGUGAUUAAAACAUUAAGACCACAUUGGAAAUGUUUACAGUUUCAAGGACAGUUGUCAGAUUCUGUAGUGUCUGAAUUCAAGGGUGUGCUUGAUUGGCCUCCUCAGAGGGAUGUAAAAUUUUACACCAAUGAGAGACCUCGUACCUUCUCCCUAAGUCAAGAAUGUUAUAAUCCUGAAUACUUAGAUGCAGAAGAGGAACUUAAACUGAGAGUAGCUGAACUGAUGAAAAAGCCACUACAGCCCUGUGCACCAAACAAAGUAUGCUUAGGAUAUACAGAACAGUCACUAUUACAUAGAGAUAUAAGUAGUGGAGGCUUUGAAGAAUGUCCAGAAAGAUUACAACACCUCUGUAAAACAUUGAAGAACAAAGGAUUAUGGGAUAGAUGUCUAAUAACACAGGGAAGAAAAGCUACAGAUGAUGAAUUAACGCUUGCUCACAGUCCAGACUUCAUCAGACAGCUGAAGAAAAUAGAGAAGAUGGAUGAAGAUGCUUUAAUCAAAUACCAAUCUUCUUUUAAAUCUGUCUACUUUUGUCAGGACAGUUUCACAGCAGCUAGUUGGUCUGUUGGUACUCUGCUGUCAGUUGUGGAUGAUGUUUUAACUGGACAGUCACAGAGUGGUGUUGCCCUAACAAGACCUCCAGGACAUCACGCAGAGGCCAAUACUAUAAUGGGAUUUUGUAUGUUUAAUAAUGUCGGCAUUGCUGCCAAAUAUGCUCAACAAAAAUAUAAUGUUAACAGAAUUGUGAUUGUAGACUGGGAUAUACACCAUGGUAAUGCAUUACAGACUUUAUUUUAUGAUGACACGAGUGUUUUAUACAUAUCACUUCACCGAUUCGAUAAAGGAUCAUUUUAUCCAUAUGGAGGAGAAGGAUACCACAAGUGUGUGGGUGGAAAAUCUGCUCAGGGAUACAAUGUCAAUAUUGCUUGGAACCAUGAAUCCAAGGGAGAUUCAGAUUAUGUAGCAGCAUUUCAACAAGUAAUCUUACCUUUAUGUUAUGAGUUUUCUCCAGAUUUGGUGUUGGUGGCUGCAGGCUUUGAUGGUGCUAAAGGAGACAAUUUAGGAAAUUACAGAUUAUCUCCAGAAUUGUUUGGUCACAUGGCCAGUAUGUUAAAAGGGCUUGCUCAUGGUAGAAUUAUUCUUGCACUGGAGGGAGGAUAUAACAUAGACAUGACAUCAGAUUCGAUGGCCUGUUGUAUUUCUACACUGUUAGGUGACCCUCUGCCUUCUUUAACUUCCAUGAUACCGAGUCAAAGUGCUGUGAAGAGCAUUUGUGACACAAUAGAUACACAAUCAGAAUUUUGGAAAUCCUUACAAUAUAGAGUUGAUCUGCCAACAGAAAAACAACUUGAAAUCAUAAAAGAGCAGAAAGAAAAUUCAAUGAGAGAAUUUGAAGAACAGGAAAAUGAAGAGAAAGACGAGAAAGUGUGAAAUUCCCAUGCUGUCAACACAAGAUCUUAGCCAAAGAUUGUUACACAUACCUCAAUUCAUUUAAUCAUUAUUUAUAUUUCUCUUGUUGUUAGUUAUUUAUAUUUAUCUUAUAUACAUUUUAGGUAGAUCAUGGCUAAGACCAUAGAUAGUAUUUUUCAUACUCUUCCAAACUUUAUUUUUAUCUUGUUUUUCCAAAAUAUACUAUAUAAAGUAUGUGUUUCAUGUUUCUGUCCCUGUGUUUAAGCUUUAGUUUUUGUUAUGGUAAAAUUGUCUUAUUUUAUGUAAAAGAAUUGAGGGAAAAUGUACAAUAAUAUGAACAGAAAGAAUACUAGCAGAGAGGUCAUUGAUAAAUAUGUUUUUUUUUUAUUUUCAAAUAUUCAGUACAUGCAUUACCAAAUUAUCAGGAGUCUAAAUUUAUACUGUACCUUACCUUAACUAUUGAUUAAGUCUUAAAAACUACAUGUAUCUAAAUAAUCUCCAGUAAAUAUCUUCUUUCUUUUUCGGUAUGUAAAGUUUGAUAUUUUCAUGGAAACAUUUUGAAAGUCAUAACUAAUGUAGAUAAUGUCACCAAACAAGUUUAAAAUGUAAAAUAUCUUUUUUUUAUUCCCCACCUACGAUAGUAGAGGGGCAUUAUGUUUUUCGGUCUGUGUGUCUGUUCGUUUGUUCGUUCGUCCGUCCAUCUGUCCAGCUUCAGGUUAAAGUUUUUGGUCAAGGUAGUUUUUGAUGAAGUUGAAGUCCAAUCAAUUUGAAACUUAGUACACAUGUUCCCUAUGAUAUGAUCCUCUAAUUUUAAUGCCAAAUUAGAGUUUUAACCCCAAUUUAAUGGUCCACUGCACAUAGAAAAUGAUAUUGCGAGUGGGGCAUCCGUGUACUAUGGACACAUUCUUGUUUUUUCUUCUUUUCAGUUAUAUAUAAACAAUUUCUAAAAUUAGAUUUAGUUUUAUACUUCAUGUCCUUUAAAGUUAAUAAGUAGAUUCUCGUUCCCAACCUCUUCAUGUGUUAAGGGCCUGUCCAUGAUUUUAUAUCCCUGAUGCUGUUUUGUCGGGGGCACAUAGGGUUACCCAUAUUCCUCCUGUCAUUUUAAAACCAAUUUGCUUAGACUUUUUUAUGACAAUGUAUUGAUUAGAUUUCUAUUACAUUUAUAGUAUAUAGUAGUGUCAUACAGAUUGACCUUGUGUUACGCUCCAGAUGACCAUUUAUUUACUGAAUUAAGGGCCUUUGGUUUAGAAAAUUUCAUAAAGUUGUACUAGUCUGGAUCUUUAUGUCUUGCCAGCAGGGCUGGAUCUAGUUUAUUGUACAUAUGUGUAUAAAAGUGACUUUAAGAUCAAGUAUUUCACUUCAGAUGACCAUCUUUUUGCAGAAUUAACCCAGACUUAGAAAAUUUCAUGAAUCUUGAAUUUGUUCAGACAUUUUAUGUAAUGCCAGCUGAUCUGGAGCUGAUUUUUUAUAUAUUUGUGUAAUGAUGCUUACAAUUGGAGUGAUGUGUUUCAUCCGGUUGACUUAUUUUCAGGAUAAGUUUACAGGCUGGAGAAUUCCUGUCAUACUGACAAAUCUAGUUUUGUGUAUGUGUCCCUUCUUAUUUUAUAUGUGCCAACUUUUUCAUUUUCUAUAUGUUGGUAUCAGUAUUUGGUCUUCUUUAACUUUAUCAGUAUUACCUCCUGUCAUCAAAUUUUUGUCAUUGUUGCUUACUAAUUUUUGAAUUAAUAGAUAAUCAGUGAAAAUUACACAAUAGUUUUUUAUAUUCUUUAUAAGACAUUCAGUGAGUGGAAAUAAAAUUAAUGAAUCUGCGGUGCAGAACACAUGUGGUUGAAGAGGUGCAAAUUAAUCAGCAACAAUGUGAAAAAACACAGGUCAAGGAAUUACACAAAUCCCUCUAAUAACAAUGUCUUAAUCAGGUGCUUUAGAAAGGGUUAACAGAUUUAUUUAUAGUUCUGGCAAAUUAAAAAAUAUGAAGCAUGACUAGGGGGAGGUAUAGCUACUUUUUAUUCUGCUUGAAACUGCAAGGUGAAGCUAUAGUACAAUCAGUCGAAAUUUUUUAUCAGGUUGUCACUGCAAAAUCUUUAAAUAAAAAAAAAAAAUGUUGCAUUUUUUUUAUUGUAUUGCAUUCUUGAGAUGAAUAAAUUUUAUGAAA
Messenger RNA from Mytilus californianus (California mussel), 4600 nucleotides. RefSeq names its product histone deacetylase 6-like. The coding region runs from base 1 to 2469 and encodes 822 amino acids. The transcript has 29 exons. Gene Ontology annotation, biological process: chromatin organization. The record is from RefSeq and is a predicted model, not a curated record. Gene Ontology annotation, molecular function: histone deacetylase activity. NCBI's taxonomy places the organism in Eukaryota, Metazoa, Mollusca, Bivalvia, Mytilida, Mytilidae. Gene Ontology annotation, cellular component: histone deacetylase complex.